AUGUAUCCGGCCUGGGGCUUGUAUGGGGCGGCGGGGCACUACCCGCCGCCACCCACCUCCAUUCCACCCCCGCCGCUGCCUAUUCCUCCCCCCAGCGUGCCGCCUCCCGCCGUCCCACCGAUGCCGAUGCCCAGCUACCCGCCACCGGGGCCCGCGCCCGCCGCCCCGCCGCCGCCGCCCGCCGGUACUUCGGGAUUCCUGAGCCUGCAGGAGCAGCACCUGGCGCAGCUCCAACAGCUCCAGCAGAUGCACCAGAAGCAGCUACAGUCCGUUCUGCUGGGGCCCCCGCCGCCGCCGGGGCCGCCCCCUCCGGGGCUGCCACCGCCGCCGCUGCCGGGCUCCUUCACCGACUGGCAGCAGCCGCCUCCGCCUGUGCCGCCGCCAGUCCGCAGCUACCAGAAGCAGUUCGCCCACCGAGAGCCACCACCACCAACCCGCAAGCCGCCCACCGGCCGGGAACGCGAUGGCCAGGAGCCGCCGGGCGGUCACGGCGACUGGGGUGAGCCGGUGCCAUCCUCGCCGGUGCCCAUGGACAUGGAGCUGUCCUCUCCGCCUCAGUCCCCGCAGCCGGCCGCCCAGGCCUACCUGCCCCCCGCCCAGGCCUACUUGCCGCCCCCUCAGACGGAGCCGUACCUACCCCCAACCCAGCCGCCCCCAGCCCAGUCUCCUCCGCUCCAGCCCUACCUGACCCGGGCGCAGGCCUCCCAGCCUCCCCCCUCCUUCUCCGAGCCCCCACCCUCCUACCUGGAACCCCCGCCGGCCACCGCUUCCCAGUCUUACCUGCCUCCCCCUGCCCAGGGCUACAUGGCACACCCUCAGCCCUACCUGCUGUCCUCCCAGGCCUCCCCUUCCCAGACAGCGCAGCCCGGCCUGUCCACCUCCAUCCCUCCCCCGGCCAAGCCAUCGCAGGCCCAUUUCCCCCCGCCGCAGCCGUCCUUACCCCUGGCCGCCGCUGCCCAGCCGGAGGCCGCGCAGGGUGCCGCCAAGGAGGCAGGCAGCACCGAACAGCCGGACCCCUCCACCAUGACUCCCCAGGAACAGCAGCAAUACUGGUACCAGCAGCACCUGCUUAGCCUGCAGCAAAGAGCAAAAGCCCAUGCUCAGGGACAGCAGCAAAUGAAAGGUCCAGUAGUGAAGGAUUCCUCUGAACAGAAAGAAAAGACUGAAGAAGGGAAAAUGAGUGCUUCAGCUCAGCAGUCUGAACCUCCUCCACUUAAUGAAUCCCUGCCUCCAACGUCCAAAGAAGAUGAGUCUUCUCUUACAUCCACUGACACUCAGCUCAAUAUUGAACCUCCUGAUGACCCUGAGGAAGAUUUGAGAUUGCAGCAAUUGCAAGCAGCAGCAGCUCAAUGGCAGCAGCAUCCCCAUCAGCGGGUUGGAUUUCAGUAUCAGAGGAUAAUGCAGAAGCAUGCCCAGCUGCAGCAGAUAGUACAGCAGUAUCAACAGAUCAUGCAACAGCCUCCACACUUACAGACAAUGUCAGUGGAAAUGCAACUGCGACAUUAUGAGGCACAGCAAAAACAGUUCCAGCAGCUUCAUAAAGAUUGGGAGCGAUCAAUGAACCAACAGUGGCAGCAUCAGCUUCAAACUUACCCUCACAAAGACCAGCUUCAAGAGUAUGAGAAACAGUGGAAAGCAUGGGAUGAACAGAUGAAGGUCACUCAAUCCCAUCUGCAGGAGAAAGUGAGCUCACUCCAAAACCUGAAGAACCAGUAUCCUGCAAACGUUUCACUGCCACCUCCAUUUGUUCCAUAUUCUCAAACCAGUCAAGGUGGCAUUCCUGUUAUGCCUCCAACUUUAACUUCAACUACACCUCCACUGGUCCUCCCUCCUCUCUCUUCCGUUUCUCAGUUGUCAAAUUCCUCUGUCCCUUCAGGAUCCAGUUCUCAAAGUAGUCAAUCUACUGAAACACCAAGGCCAGCUCUGCUUCCCACCCCUGGUACCUAUGCAGCAAAAAUAGCUAGUACAACUGUCUAUUCAUCUUACCAUUCUCAAGUAAGUUCAUCCUUUGGGUCUUCAGACCAUGGAAAGUCUCAAGCUCAUCUUGGUAAACAAACUGUCUCUAGUUCAUCUGAGCAAGCAUGUGGGGAACUGAAAGGGUCCUCUUCAGUGUCUUCCACACAUGCACCUACAAUGCAGGAUAAACCAGUGAGGUCAGGUGGACUGCUUCCAGACCCUCCCAGAUCAGCACGUUUUGAAGGCCCCAGAGGCCCUAGAUUUGAUGGACCUCGAGGAAGAGGAUAUGACAAAUUUGAAGGCUCAAGACAGAGAGGGCCUCGUUUUGACUCCCAGCGCUCAGAAGGUUACAGGUCACGUUUUGACCGCCAGAAUACAGAUGGGCAGUCUUCAAGUAGAUGGGGGACGAUCCCACGAGGACCAGCAGCACAAUUUUACACUUCAACGAAUGCAUCACAUGGACAUGGUUCCCGACCUAGUGGACCUCGGUGGAGGGAGCCCAGGCCUCAUUUGGGACAGCAGCAGCAGCAGUCACAUUCAGACUCACAGUCAGAAAACAAAGAGCCGUUUACAGACGUAGCUGGUAGUCAGCAGACUGUAAGCAGAACAGAGUCUAGUCCCGAUGCACAGAGUUCAGCUCCCGUUGAAACAAAUAAUGAGGACCUGACAAAUACUCAGCAGGAGCCAUCCAAACCUGAAGUCAAAGAAACUAUUUCAGACCCUCCUAAAAAGUGGACAUGGAGUUCACAUGAUCCUAACCAGCAAGCAGAAGAGCCCAAAGCCCCUACUCCACCUAUUCAGAACCAGAAUGCAGUAACCCCUGUAACAGAAAAUCAGGAUUUGGAUUCAGCAGAUGGCCAGUUGAUUGCUUCAGAUAGCACCCAGGGCCUACCUGGACCAGAUUGCCGAGGAAAAGGGCCGUUUAUGCAUGAAGAUAGAGGCAAGGGGCCAGUAAGCAGAGGAAGAGGCCAAGGCAGACUGGAUGAUGGCCGAGGCAGAGGGCAGGGAGAUGGCCGUGGCUGGGGAAUGGGCCGUGGAAGGGGGAUGAGAAGGAUGGAUGGUGGCAGAGGGAUGGGAAGGAUGGACGGUGGUUGGGGAAUGGGAAGGAUGGAUGAUGGCCAUGGCCGGGGAAUGGGCAGGAUGGACAAUGGCCGUGGCAGAGGAUAUGUAUACAGAGGCAGAGGACAGGCUCGACAGGCAUCCAUCCGUGGUAGGGGGAUGUUCAGGAGAGCAGGCAGCAGGGAGAGGAUGCCAGAUAGACGGUCAGGUAGCAGGGAGAGGAUGCCAGAUGGACGAUCUGGCAGCAGAGAGAGGGGAGUGGGUGGACGGUCAGGUAGCCACGAGAGGGUGUUCUCUAGCCGGGACAGAGAGCUAGCUGGGCGGACCAGCAGCCGGGAUAGGGGCCGGGCGGGUAGCUGGGAGAGGGAGCCCAUGCGGCGGGCAGGUAGCCGGGAGAGAGAGCCCAUGCGGCGGGCAGGCAGCCGGGAGAGGGUUCCUGUCAGGCAGGCAGGCAGCCGGGAGAGAGUCCCUGUCAGGCGGGCGGGCAGCCGGGAGAGGGGCCCUGUCAGGCGGGCAGGUAGCCGGGAGAGGGGUCCCAUCAGGAGGCCAGGCAGCCGCGAGAGAGAAGUAGGAAGAUCUGAAACAGGCAGUAUAGAUAAAGCCAUUCACCUAGGAGAUGACCCUGACAAGUUGCCUCCAUACCAUCGAGAUGAGACGCUCAGGGGUUCUUGGGAUCAUGAGGAUGACAGAAUGCAGGAAGAAUUUCCUUUAGAUACUCAGGAUGACCCUUCAUUGGAGCACGAAGGAUUGGGUGACUGGGAGAGAGAACGAUACUGGAGAGAUCACAAGGCUGAUUACCAGGAUGAUUCGAUAGAUGUGUAUGACAGAGAUGACAGGUUGCAGUCGCACCAUUCCUUGCCACCAUUGUCUCCCCUACCACCGUUACCUCCCUUAUCAUCUGAUCAUGACAGACGAGAUUCAUGGUGGGAUGACUGGAAAAGGCCAAGAGAAAGGGAACUAGAGAGAGAUCUGGACAGGACUGGAAGAUCCUCAGAUAUGUAUGAUCAAGAUUUAGACAGACAAUGGGAUAGAGACUGGGACAUGAGACCUAUGGAUGACAGAGAAAUGGGGAAUCGUGACCUGGAUAUCCCUCCUCUACCACCAUUGCCACCUCUUCCACCACUGGACAGAUACCGUGAAGACAGGUGGAGGGAAGAUAGGAACAGAGAUCAUUAUGACAGAGACCUCAGAGACAGGGGAGAGCUGAGGAUUCGAGAGUAUCCAGAGAGAUAUGAUACAUGGCGGGACAAGCAAGACUACCUUCCUGAAAGGACUGAUUGGGAGAGGGAACGGUUGCCAGAUAGGUGGUACCCAGAUGAUGGAGACAGACUGCGGUCUUUGGAUGAUCGUUCAGAUUCAUCCCUUCCUCCACCUUCACAUUCCUCUGAUAUGCUGGGAGCAGAUUCAAACCUGGACUCUGACCAGUCCUUGGGAGGAGUGAUGGUCCUUAGCCAAAGACAGCAUGAGAUAAUUCUGAAGGCUGCCCAGGAGCUCAAAAUGCUUCGAGAGCAAAAAGAACAGCUACAGAAGUUAAAAGAGUUUAAACCUGACAUUUCCACGCAAGACUCUCCGAGGUCACAGAACGCAAGCACAAGGCCGGGUACCUUUCAGGUCUCAUCUCAGCUGUCUUCAGAGGCACCAAUAGAAGCCCAAGCUAUUAAAUCUUCUCCUGCUGUUAUUAUAAAGCCUCCCGUGUUGUUCAGACAGCCCACCCCUGUGACGAGACCAAGUGUCCCACUGACAAGGCCUGCUACACCCAUGACAAGGCCACAUGCUACAGUUUCUACUGCAACUGCAACCCCAGGUCAUGGUCACUCUUUAAAACCAUCACCUUCUACUGUGGAACAGGAACGCUGGGAUGAGGAUUCCUUCCACGGACUCUGGGACACAAAUGAGGAUAAAGGAGCAAAUAUGGAGUAUGAAUUAUGUAAGCAGGAGUCAAUGAUGCCUCCACCCAUCUCCUCGCCUGUCAAAGUACCUGCUGUUCACACCUCUGUUCCAUCAGCUUUACCAGUGUCUCUUCCUCCAGUUAUUCCACCGGUUCCUAAGGCACCUGUAAUUCAGCAGACUGUGGAUUACGGCCACGGGCGAGAUAUAACCACCAGCAAAGUGGAACAGAUUCCAUAUGGGGAGAGGGUAACACUGCGUCCAGAACCUCUGCCAGAGAGGCAACCAUUUCAGAAAGAGCACCCUGGCCGUUACAACAGAGAACGAGAUCGUGAGGCUUAUUUUGAGCGUCAAGGCAAUUCCACCGCGGAUCACCGGGAUUUCAAGAGAGAGCGGGAACUGCACAGGGACCGUGUCUCCAUGGACUAUGAGCGAGAGAGAUUUGAUAAAGAGCGGCAUCCACGAGAUGACAGGGUUCUUCCUACUACACCUUCAAGGGCUCAGUCUUACCGUGAGAAGAAAGAUCAUCCCUCCUCCAGGCGGGGUGGUUUUGAGAGACCACCAUAUGAACGAAAGACAGAUCGCCCAGCGUACGAUCAUGGCCCUUCCAUGUUUGGAGAAAAUUCUUCUGUCCAAACACUGGAAUUUGAAGGUGAUCGUAGAAAUUACCCUGAGGAAAGAAUUCCUAUUUCUGCUCCAUCAAUACCUCGUCAGCCACCACCUGCUCCACGGGUGGAAAGAAAGCCAGAAUCUAAAAAUGUAGAUGAUAUUUUGAAGCCACCAGGACGGGAUAGCAGGCCAGAGAGAAUUGUAAUCAUCAUGAGAGGGCUGCCUGGCAGUGGGAAGACUCAUGUAGCAAAACUCAUCAGGGAUAAGGAAGUAGAGUGUGGAGGGCCUGCACCAAGAGUGCUCAGCCUGGAUGACUAUUUUAUCACUGAGGUGGAAAAAGAAGAGAGAGACCCAGAUACAGGGAAAAAAGUUAAAAAGAAGGUGAUGGAGUAUGAAUAUGAAGCUGAUAUGGAAGAGACCUAUCGUACCAGCAUGUUUAAAACUUUCAAAAAGACCUUGGAUGAUGGCUUCUUCCCCUUCAUUAUCCUUGAUGCUAUCAAUGAUAGAGUGCGACAUUUUGAGCAGUUUUGGAGUGCUGCAAAAACCAAGGGGUUUGAGGUGUACUUAGCUGAAAUGAGUGCUGAUAACCAGACGUGUUCCAAGAGGAAUAUUCAUGGACGCAAGCUAAAGGAAAUCAGCAGGAUGUCUGAUCACUGGGAGGCAGCACCACGUCACAUGAUGCGCCUGGACAUUCGUUCUCUGUUGCAGGAUGCUGCUAUCGAAGAGGUGGAGAUGGAGGAUUUUGAUGCAAAUAUAGAAGACCAGAAAGAAGAAGCCAAGAAGGAUGCAGCAGAGGAGGAAGAAAGUGAACUGGGUUACAUUCCGAAAAGCAAAUGGGAGAUGGACACAUCUGAGGCAAAGCUAGACAAGCUGGAUGGUUUGCGGACUGGCACUAAAAGGAAACGUGACUGGGAAGCAAUUGCCAGCAGAAUGGAAGAUUAUCUACAGCUUCCAGAUGACUAUGACACUCGUGCUUCUGAACCUGGAAAGAAAAGGGUGCGGUGGGCAGAUCUAGAAGAAAAAAAAGAUGCAGACAGGAAAAGAGCCAUUGGUUUUGUUGUGGGACAAACAGAUUGGGAGAAGAUAACUGAUGAAAGUGGUCAUCUUGCUGAGAGAGCCCUCAACCGCACCAAGUAUAUAUGAAAAAAAAAGUGGUUAAAUGGAAUUUUGUGCCUUUAAGGCCAUUUGCUCUGAGAAGUGAACCAAGGUGUCAUUGAGCAUCUUUGCAUGGGUCAUGUCCCUCCCACCUUCACAAUUUGGUUUUUUCUUUGUUACUUUAGUUUCAGCAGUUUUCUUGAGAUACUGGCAGAUAACCUGUGCCCUCAAGUAAAACAACAAAUCCUGCUGCUCCUAAGUGAGAGACACAGUUUACUUUUUAAUAUUU
Molecule: messenger RNA, 6895 nt
Organism: Indicator indicator
Lineage: Eukaryota; Metazoa; Chordata; Aves; Piciformes; Indicatoridae
Gene: YLPM1
Product: YLP motif containing 1
Exons: 22
Coding region: 1-6654 (2217 amino acids)
Biological process (GO): regulation of telomere maintenance
Cellular component (GO): nucleus
Source: RefSeq, a predicted model, not a curated record